AUGAAUGUGGGGUAUUCAGUCGGAAAUUCUUCGAAUACUACUGGUGAACAGGAUACGUUUCGGAGACGUAGUGGGAACCAUGUUCGACCGAAUUUAAAUAAUAUGCCGACCAACCGCUCAGCACCGAACCUAGUUCGUUCUCCGGAUGGUGUAUACCAGCAUCCAGUGGACCCUAGUUCUGGUCGGGUGCACAAUGCGAUGCCUUGUUAUCAGCAAUUGCCCUCGCCUUUGACAGACGACAGGAGAUAUACAGUACAAAACUAUUCCGACACAUUUCAUCCAAGGGAUCCUUCAGAAAAUAUUUUUAAUCCACGAGCGCCAUACUUACAUGGUGAUCCAUUUUCUAACAGAAACGUCGAUGAUGUCAACAACGGUGUGGAACCUUAUGAAUAUGUAGCCUAUGAUCAUUGUUGGCACAAAAACAAAAGACCGGUAUCAGCGUAUAACAGCAUGCCAUAUUACCACGGCCAUCGUAAUGAUCACGGUAUGAUGCAUAAUAGCCAUUGCAAUAAUGAUGUCGAGGAUUAUGUGGGUUAUAUUGACCAGCAGGGCGAUGAUUAUCAGAUUAACACAUAUUUUAAUACUCGCGACGAAGUGGUUAAUCCAUCUAUACCCAAUGGCUAUGUAUCAGACUAUGGAUAUUAUGAUUAUGAUAAAAUGGCGGACCCAGCAGUCCAUUUUACGGAUAGCAACGGUGACUUUAAAGAGGUCUCGCAUUAUGGAAUGUCUCCAGGUGUUACUCCAGUAGAUGACUACGACGACAUUUCAAAUGAGAAGGUUGACUCGAAGAGUCCUCCGAUAGCUCGUAAUAAGCGUACUAUCAUGAGGAAGUUCAAGUUGUGGUUUGGUAAUUUUGUUUUUGAUUGCCCAAUAAGUGACAGCCUUAUUUCUCUGUAUGCCAGUGGCAUGAGCGAUGGACAAUUAACCAGCGAAUAUAGGUUCAUGAGAUACCAGGCUGUUACCUGUGACCCUGCAGAUUUCCAGAGAAACAACUUUACUUUGCGCCAGUUGAAGUUUAUGGUUCCGCGUAAUACCUCGUUGAUGAUAGUUGUUACAAUGUAUAAUGAAAGCGACGUGCUAUUGGCGCGCACUUUAAAAGGUAUCAUGGAUAAUAUUAAGCACUUCACAAAAAGGAGGAAGUCUUCUGUUUGGGGUGCUGAUGCUUGGAAGAAGGUCACUGUGUGUAUUGUUGCAGAUGGGAGAAAUGCUAUUAAUGAGCGUGCUUUGGCGUUAAUGAGCUCACUAGGCUGUUAUCAGGAUGGAUUCGCGAAAGAUGAAAUCAAUGGUAAGAAAGUUGUAGCCCAUGUCUAUGAGCACACCACAAAAAUUAAUAUCUCCAGAGUAUCGGGUUCUAAAAUCAAGCUAGCUUGCGGUGAUAACACCGUUCCUGUUCAAUUGCUAUUCUGCUUGAAGGAAAGGAACCAAAAGAAAAUAAAUUCCCAUCGUUGGGCAUUUGAAGGCUUUGCACCAGUAUUGCAGCCUAAAGUUAUAAUGCUAUUAGACGUCGGCACGAUGCCAGGGAAGGAUUCCAUCUACCAACUAUGGAAAGAGUUUGAUGAUCCAAACAUUGGUGGCGCAUGUGGUGAAAUAAAAACUGACUUAGGUCCAAGAUAUGCUAAGUUGCUUAACCCGUUGGUGGCUUCACAGAACUUCGAGUAUAAGAUGUCUAAUAUUUUAGAUAAGACUACCGAGUCCAAUUUUGGUUACAUCAGUGUGCUACCAGGUGCAUUCUCUGCAUACAGGUAUGCAGCAUUAAAGGGAGAGCCAAUGAAGAAGUAUUUCAUGGGUGAAAACUUAAACUCUACAAUUUUUGUAUCCAACAUGUACUUGGCCGAAGAUAGAAUCCUCUGUUUCGAGAUAGUCACUAAAAAAGAGGCUCGUUGGUUACUAAAGUACUGUAGGUCAUCAUAUGGAUCAACUGAUGUUCCUGAUAGGGUUCCUGAAUUUAUUUUACAGCGUCGAAGGUGGUUAAACGGAUCAUUCUUCGCAGCGCUGUACUCCUUCGUGCAUUUUUAUAAGAUUUGGUCGAGCGGACAUACAUUCGUAAGGAAAAUUCUGUUAACCAUCGAAUUUGUUUAUUUGUUCAUUACUACACUGAUUGCAUGGUUUUCUUUGAGUUCGUUUUUCCUCGUCUUUAGAAUAUUGACAUUGUCACUCACCAUUGUUCAUCCUGAACAACCUGUAUUCCGGUACCUUGCUGUUAUUUUACUUUGGUUAUAUGGCAUAAAUGUGUUGAUCAUAUUUAUCCUAUCUUUAGGGAAUAAACCAAAAGGUACACCGAACUUUUACUUAAUUACCUUCAUUUUCUUUGCAAUCUUGAUGGUAUAUAUGGUUUUCUGCGCAUUGUUCAUGGCCGUACACUCCAUUGAACGUCUCAUCGACGCUGCAGAAUUUACUGUACAAGGACUAUUCACUAGUGCAACUUUUAGAGACUUGGUUAUUUCAAUGGCUUCAACGUACUGCUUGUAUUUCCUGGCAUCGUUGGUUUAUUUGCAGCCUACCCACAUGAUAACGUCUUUCCUCCAAUACGUGUUGUUAAGUCCCUCGUAUAUCAACAUCUUAAACAUUUACGCAUUCUGCAAUGUCCAUGAUAUCUCCUGGGGAACAAAGGGUGCCGUUGCAAAACCUUUGGGUAAACUUACAUCCAAAGAGGACGGUUUUGUAAGAAUGGAAAUUCCUAUUUCCUCUAAAGAAGUCGACUACAAUUAUAAGAAAUACGUCCAGCUUUUGGAAACACCCGAUGAUAACGCCAAAAAUCGUGAAUCACCACCCUAUGAGGAUCAGAAGACCUCGUAUCUAGCAAUGGUACGAUCCAUGGUUAUCAUUAUUUGGAUCAUUUCAAAUUUUGUUGUCAUCGCCGCUGUCUUAGAAACAGGCGUGAUACGUUAUCACCUGCAUACUCCAACAGGACAAGAGUCAGAGUUACUAAUACUUUCUAAGAAUGCUUCAAUUUACUUUUCGGUUGUACUAUGGAUGGUAGCUGUAAUGGCGGCUGUUAGGUUUGUCGGCUGUUCCGUAUAUUUGGUAAGGAGACUUUCACAGAAAUUUACAUUGUUUUAA
This is a messenger RNA of Eremothecium sinecaudum, 3060 nucleotides long. It is a transcript of the gene CHS1, whose product is annotated as chitin synthase I. NCBI's taxonomy places the organism in Eukaryota, Fungi, Ascomycota, Saccharomycetes, Saccharomycetales, Saccharomycetaceae. The transcript has a single exon. The record is from RefSeq and is a predicted model, not a curated record. Bases 1 to 3060 code for a protein of 1019 amino acids. Gene Ontology annotation, cellular component: cell septum; cell periphery. Gene Ontology annotation, molecular function: chitin synthase activity.